Messenger RNA from Perkinsus marinus ATCC 50983, 1953 nucleotides. RefSeq lists its product as hypothetical. The transcript is spliced from 6 exons. The record is from RefSeq and is a predicted model, not a curated record. Bases 1 to 1953 code for a protein of 650 amino acids. Gene Ontology annotation, biological process: DNA integration. Lineage: Eukaryota; Perkinsozoa; Perkinsida; Perkinsidae. Gene Ontology annotation, molecular function: nucleic acid binding.
AUGCUAGCGGUGUCUGCCAGUUUGCUGGACAAAGCUGAUGCUGAGGCUCUCUCUAAAAGUGGUGUGUACCUUUAUCUCGACGACCUCACCAUACUAGUGUCAUGUGGGACCAGUCCAGUUGCGAACCGAUUCCUCACCGCACUAAAUAAAGUGGCCAGGUCAACUGGUUUCUCCUUUCCGGACGAGAAGGGGAACGACAACCUCAAGGACCACCAGUUUCGUCAUCUCGACCCGCCGGGAGUUCAUCCCAGGGUGCGUCUCUGUGGAGAUCUACUGCGCACAGUCGGUGGACAGCAGCUCCGUCAACACGGUUGGGAUGGACGGUUCACUUUGGAGAAGGGUAGCUGGGAUUAUAACGUACUCCACCGUUGUAUCCAGGAGAUUGUUGAGCACGUAUCGCACCGUUGCUCUCAUACAACAGGAUCCUCACCAUGCAGGGAAUUACUCGUAUGGUCCGAUGCUAGUCCUUCUGGAGCCGGUUACUGCUGCUUUGCCGGACCAAAGGGUGGAGUGAAAGAAUGGUAUUUGGGAGGUAACGCCUUUAUAUGGUCUGAUCCCUCUCGCUCGUACCACAUAAAUCGCAAGGAGCUCAUAGCUCUAGGUAAAGCGGUGACCUACGUGCACUCUCUGGUGGUGGAGUGUCCUUCGCUCAUCCUGUCGCAGGGUACUGGUAGCUCUACUCUGCCUCUAAGGAGGGUAGUUUUCCAUAGCGACCCUCAAACUGCUCUUUCGUGGGCGGAGUUGGGCCAUGCGGGGUGCUCAAGCACUGAGAAGGUGAUGGUUAAGAGACUGGCCAACAAUCUCAGAGAGUUGAUCGACGAGAUCCGCACCUACGGUGUUGAGGUCGCCAUGAAGAAGGUCACCGGCGAAGCUAACGCAGAGGCCGACAAGCUGAGUAGGCUACUGGAGGAUAUGGGGCUUCAUGACCAGACUGGGAACGUGGAAGUUGAGGAUCCUUCUAGUCAACGACUGUCCGUAGUCGUGAGUCCCAACGAUGGAGGCCUGGGCUUACCGGGGGAUGAGGCUCGUCGGCGUUUUGCAAGCAUUCAGCAAUCUUCUGAAAAGAUGAAGGACAUCAUCCACAAGCUUUCCGAGGCCGAUUACCCGGAUGGUAUACUGGUGGAUGGCAAAACAGAGUAUCUAAAAGUGGACAAUGGCCUCCUCGUCGCCAUAAAGUUCCCUCAUGGUGAUACUGGCAGUAUCAUACUGCUGAGCCUGCUCGCCAAGGACUUCUGGAUCCCAUGGAUCACCGCCAUUGCUGCUAAGAUUGUUCGGGAGUGUCCCGACUGCCGGGCUGCUGCGACAUCGAGGUUCUUUGGACUGUCCGGCGGGGGCUAUAACCACUUGGAUGCUGGUGUUCGAAACAUCUGGAGCGUCGUGAGCUGUGACCUGGCUGGCCCAUUCGUUAAGUCGAAGCGGAACCAUACUUAUGCUCUGGGAGAUCGGUCUCUCAUGGCAUGGAGACAGUGUUCGACAUUCUCGGGGACUCCUGAGAGGCUACGCAGUGAUGGCGGACCAUGCUUCAGGAGUCGGUUCCUGGGCAACUUUCUUUCUCGUCGAGUGGUGAAGCAGCAGGUCUGUCUGCCCUAUGCUCCUUGGCAGAAUGGUGGUGCCGAAGCUGCGGUCGGUUCUCUAAAGCGCACCCUUUGCCGCUACCGCGAUGUCUACAAUGCUAAUGGCAGAUGGGAGGAGCUCUUGGCUAAGGCUAUGCGUCGUGCCAAUGCCAAGCCGGGUCUGACUGGGAAGAGUAGCUUUCAGAUCUUCUUCGGCAGGGCUCGCCCUGAUUUUCCAGAGGUUAUCGACGGCAUCAACAAGGAGAGAGAGGAGCUGAAAGAAGACGUCAUCCAGGCGAAGGAGGAUCGGUCCCCGGUGACGACAUUGAGACCGAGGCGGAAAGCUCAGAUGCCUAAGAUCGGUGCUGGACAUGGGAAGGGGAGAUAUAGCACUGAUUGA